AUGACUACCGCAGCUACCGCCCCGCAGGUAUCGUGCCGCCUGCCUCAGGCCGUAGUCGUCUCUAACGUUACCCAGGAUAACACCAACGGCGUGUCUGCGUCCGGUGCGCCCGUUCCGGUCGGAUGGUCCGCCGACAUCGUCCUCUACGACACCGUGCGCGAGAUGCUCGCCGAGUCGACCGGGCUGGCGGUCGACAGCGUCGAGCUCGUCGAGCUCGCCGGCCCCCGCUAUGUCUUCCGCUCUGGCGAGGACCACUAUAUUUACAACAGUAUCAGCCAGGACGGGGCGCGCAUCACGACCUCGCACGGCAGAGAUGCAGUGUUCAAGGAGCUGGCGGAGGACUUUGACGGGAUACGGUAUGAAGUGCUGGAGGUGUCGAACGACGGCGACCUUGAGCGUUGA
Messenger RNA from Fibroporia radiculosa, 402 nucleotides. RefSeq lists its product as uncharacterized. Lineage: Eukaryota; Fungi; Basidiomycota; Agaricomycetes; Polyporales; Fibroporiaceae. The transcript is spliced from 2 exons. The coding region runs from base 1 to 402 and encodes 133 amino acids. The record is from RefSeq and is a predicted model, not a curated record.